AUGUCCUUCAGAGAUGCUUUCUUCGCGGCAUACGACUCCGCCAGAAAGGGGCAUCUGCAAGCAUUACUUGACAAAGUCGACUUCGAUGCUCUCAGAUCCAUUGCGACUCGUCUUCACGACAAUGUCCCCUGCUCCAUACCCGCUCUCCUGAAUGCCGGUGAACAGGCGAAACCAGAUGCCGAGUCCAAGCAGAUCUUGGAUCAGACAGGCGGUCAGAAUUGUAACAUUGACAUCUGCUUCGCCGACGGCGUUGUCUGGAUAGCACGACUCAGAUUUGAAGAACCUACAGUACUGCCUCACGAUGCACAAACACCAAUCUCCAUAAGUGAAGUGGAAACUCUAAAGUUCCUCUCGCGAACCAAUAUACGAGUUCCAGAAGUGUUUCACCAUUCAUGCAACGAGACCGAAAUUGGAACUCCAUAUGUGCUUAUGGAAAAGCUUCCUGGAAAGCCAUUGCAAUGGUCUAAUGCUUCAGCCCAACAGAAAACAAAAGUCAUGGAACAACUUGCAGAUGUUUUUCUCGAACUUGAGAAACAUCCCUUUCCAGUGACUGGAUCUCUUUCUCAAGGUGGAGUGGUUGGACCGUUCGCUCAGAACCACAUGUUUGUGUCUCCAUUUGAGUCACUUGGACCGUUUUCUACCUCGAAAGAUUCACUCACGUCGAUCUUGACACAUGAGAUAGACAUGAUCAAAGAUGGAGAGCUAUCCACGCUUGCCACUGACAACUUCUUGACCCAUCUCUGGAGGCUUGAGCAUUUACCCGGUCUUUUGGCAAAUGCGACGGAUAAUCACUUCUACCUGAAACAUGCCGAUGAUAAGGGCGACCACAUUCUCAUCGACGAAGACUACAACAUCACCGGGAUAAUCGACUGGGAGUGGGCAUCAACAGAAACCAAGAACUUUGCAUUCAGCUUUCCAUGCAUGAUGUGGCCUGUUGUAAAGUAUUACGAUGGCAGUAAUGAAUUGUCACAAGAGGAACUUGAGUUUGCGCAAAUGUUUCAACGUCGUGGACGAGAAGAUAUGGCGCAGAUGAUUCUGCAAAGGCGUGCAUGGCAAAGAUUCCUCUUUUUCAUGGCGGGUGCAGGUGUACCCUCUUACGACGAGUUCAGAGAUUUGUUUCAGGGCUUGAGAAGAAGCUUCGAGGGAGAAGACAUCGGGUCAUACCUAGAAUGGCGAAAACGCGCCUGCGAAACCAAUGAGGCCUCACUCAUGGAGUUUGGAAGAACUCGCACUGGUGGAUCGCAUUCGACUUCACAGGUUCCUGAUGUUCAUGGAUCGCAAGAACGUAACAAGGAGUGA
Aureobasidium melanogenum CBS 110374 is the source of this 1299-nucleotide messenger RNA. RefSeq lists its product as uncharacterized. The transcript has 2 exons. The record is from RefSeq and is a predicted model, not a curated record. NCBI's taxonomy places the organism in Eukaryota, Fungi, Ascomycota, Dothideomycetes, Dothideales, Saccotheciaceae. The coding region runs from base 1 to 1299 and encodes 432 amino acids.